Molecule: messenger RNA, 460 nt
Organism: Pocillopora meandrina
Lineage: Eukaryota; Metazoa; Cnidaria; Anthozoa; Scleractinia; Pocilloporidae
Source: the annotation of a GenBank genome assembly
AAGGGCUUGCGGCAAAAUCACUUGGUCUUUGUGAUUACUGGCAUAUUUCUGUUAGUUUUGUUCGUUGGGGCAAACAGAGACUUAUGUGGGAGUGUUUUUAAAACUCAAGUUGGUAAGUAAUAAACCCGGCUCGGUCCAGCCUAAUUUCCUCAUGUUUACCCAAAGACUUCUCUUUGCAGGCUAUGCCUUACUGGGUCACGUUAUGACUAAAACUGAUGUUCUUGACGAGUUUGAAUGUCAGCUAAAAUGUUUGGGAAAUGGCAGUUGCAAAUCGUUUAAUGUUCAUCACAAAAGCAAUAAUACGAAGCGCAUUUGUGAGCUGAACAACAUAACAUGGCAGAUGAACCCGGAUGAUUUCAAACAGAAGAAAGGAUCCACAUACUUUGGAUCUGUUCAGGUCAGUAAAAAAAAUGCAUCUCUGAAGUUUGCUUGUUAUCGUGUUGGAUUCUACAGGCGUUAA